AUGAAGUUCUUCUUAGCACUUCCAUUGCUUCUCACAGCAGCAACGGUGGAGGGAAACUUAGGUCUUCCUCGUCCCCUGGCUCUUGCUGCUUCAUUCUCACACAUUUACCACGAACUUGAUCAUAUCAACCUCGGAAACUGCUCUCUCGCAAAUGUAUCUCUCCCAUUGAAUGCGACGAACUCUCCGCUGCCAGAGCCGUCCAAAAACCUGACUCUCAAAUACGUUACACUGGGACGGGGAACUCAGAACUAUACCUGCCCAUCAAAUUCUUCCUCGAAUUCCAACUCCACCAUCAAGCCCGAAGCCACAGGUGCAGCUGCAACCCUCUUCGACGCCUCUUGCAUUGCAUCAUCAUCUGAAGCUCUCCUCCACGAGAUCCCCGCAAUCAUCAGCAAUACUCCUCUUGGAUCUCUUGCUUUCAUGGCAGCCCUUGUGGCCCAGGGCACGAGAAGUACCAACAUCAUCAUCGGAGAGCAUUACUUCAACGCUGAAGGCGAUCCGAUAUUUGACAUGGCGCUCAGUGGCUCCAAGUCCUGGGUAGCCGCUAAUAAGAUAGCCUCUACUCCAGCGCCGAAUUCGACGGUGGCAUCCUCGCACGAUGUCGCGUGGCUUAAGUUGGGGCACAAGAGUGGGAAGGGCAUUCAGGAGAUUUAUCGAGUCUUUACAUCUCAGGGUGACCCACCCUCUACGUGCGCUGGUCAAAACUCCACGAUCGAAGUUGCAUAUGCCGCAGAAUAUUGGUUCUACGGGUAA
Penicillium paradoxum is the source of this 753-nucleotide messenger RNA. Its product is annotated as DUF3455 domain-containing protein. Bases 1 to 753 code for a protein of 250 amino acids. The record is from RefSeq and is a predicted model, not a curated record. NCBI's taxonomy places the organism in Eukaryota, Fungi, Ascomycota, Eurotiomycetes, Eurotiales, Aspergillaceae. The transcript has 2 exons.